Messenger RNA from Labeo rohita (rohu), 8665 nucleotides. RefSeq names its product neurite extension and migration factor b (gene nexmifb). Gene Ontology annotation, cellular component: nucleus. Gene Ontology annotation, biological process: negative regulation of cell adhesion mediated by integrin; negative regulation of cell-matrix adhesion; negative regulation of cell-cell adhesion mediated by cadherin. Lineage: Eukaryota; Metazoa; Chordata; Actinopteri; Cypriniformes; Cyprinidae. The record is from RefSeq and is a predicted model, not a curated record.
GACGCGCGAGGGGAGACUGCGCCCAUCAUCAUCAUCAUCACACCGAGACCCAGCAGGCUGAACAAUGGCAGCAUCCAGCACCUGAUUCACAGAUGGAGACGUGCUGGAGCCGAUGAGUGCUCUUCGGCGGAGAUUUUAACACACGCUCCUGCUGUCAUCAGGGAUGGAGCGAUAGAGGAGCGCGAAUCAGCGGGCUCUUCUCCAUCACUGACGGGAGGCGCGUCCACCUGCUCUCUGACUGGAGGCCCGGGAUGCGCGAAAACAUGCACAAGUGCCUCUGAUAAGGGAAAUUAUUUGACCGGACGAGCCGUUUUGUGGCGAAGAGCUCUCGGCGUUAAGACGUAAACACUAUCUGGCAGCAUAAGGAAUGGGCAGGAGCGAUAUAAUGAAGCACCGCUCCAGCAGGACAGACUCCCAUUGAUGGACAGCAAACAGGCCCGGAUCAUCCCGCAGGCUUUGGGCUCAACAGAAACCAAUGAACUGGACCAGACGGGACCACAAACCGAAGAGUAAUCUAAAGCUGUAUGUGGCCGCAAAGCUGAAUGGUGUCACAGAUGCUGCCUUACACACAUCCUCCACAGCUGCUGCAGUGAGCACAAAGAGAGACCAUUCGUACUGCCUCAUUGCUAAAUUGGCCUUAAAGAAGUACCACUUACCAGGGCCACUGUCAACACAAACUCCUUUAGAGGACCACCCGACCAAUGAGUCCUCAAACGACUCGCUAUCCCUCACAUCCUGUGCUGCCAAGGGCUUGAGCCCCCUCAGCCUUCAAGAGAAACGCAGUCAGCGCCAUUUCACCAUGAUCGAACCCGCGAGCAUUCCUGGGCUCACGCAGGACUGUCUGAUUCAGCAGAGUCGCACCUGUCCCAGCUGCUUCAUUGAGACCAAGGAUACGUCCAAUGUAGAGGCCAGCAUCAACCUCAAAAUGGCCGACAUGAACCGAGACUACAGCACCUGCCCUAUCUCUGAUGUUAACAUGCAAUGCAUGAGCACAAGUGAGACGGCAAGUUACGGAGACCAGCUCCUCUCGGAUCAGCUUUUGAGCUUUCCUGUCCCCAAAACUCAGCUACUGGAGAAGAAGGACACAGAGAAAACAGACUUGGAUGAUUCGGCCUCCAAAAACCUGUAUGAGGGCCUGCUGUUAGACAAGUGCAAUGGAGAGGAUGGUUUGCUUACCAGUUCAAAUCAGGACUGGGGCUACUUCGAGUCCUUCAUUAGCGAGAGCAAGAUGGAAUUGCUGGAUCUCUGCUCCAAGAAUGAGCUAUCGGUAAAUCUCUUCUCUGAGGAGGACGUGGACAAUUACAUGUUCGAUGACGAUGACGACUCCACUCUGAGCAGCGACGUGUGCUCGUUAAAGAUCCGCUACGAGUCCUUCCAGGACAACAUGAGGGAGAAAACCAAUGUUCUGCAAGAAGAAACCCAGUUCAACUUUUUCCCGAGUGUCUUGGUAAACUGCACGAAGAAAGAGGGCGGUGUGGUAAAACGAACCGUGGAUGAGCUGCCACCUAAAUCAGAGGAGCUCGGAUUUCAAAAUGACAGCAAAGGGGAUGGAAAUGACUGCUCCGUGGAGCAGACGCCCGAUUACAGCCCCAAAAUGAACUACUUCAUUGAUUCGAGCAACUCUGCUGAUGACUCAGGGGAGUACAGUGAUGACAGCUCCUCCACCGUUUCCUCUUUUGACACCUUCCAAGACAACAGGCCCAAAAACUUGUUCUCACGAAAGAACGCAAGCUGCUCCAACCAUCUGAACUACGGAUUACGGGCCAAGAGAAAAGUCAGGUAUAGUGACGACUACUUGUAUUACGUCGAGUCCACCGAAGGAGAAAAAAUUGAAGCGCGGGAGAAGCCGCCGAUCGGCCCAAAACAAGAAGAGGAUCUUGACUGGUGCCCUAAAAAGAGACGAAAAUACUCUCGCAAGGAUCCACCUGUAAUAAUCAAAUACAUUAUCGUCAACAGGUUCAAAGGAGAGAAAUGCAUGGCUGUGAAGCUGGGCAGAAUCGAUUCGGCCGACGCGACUGUAAGCUUAAACGAGGAUACAAUCAACAAAUACGAGAAGCUCGCACCUCUGAAAGAUUUCUGGCAGGAGAAACAGAGAGAAAGAGAGGAACAGCUUAAGCUGGCAGCAGGAGAUAAACACAAUUCUCACCAUCAUGCCUUUAGUUCCAGUCCCCCCAAAAGGAAAUACAAGCUAGCAAACAGGCUUAGAAUUCAGAGAAUUCAAACUGUGGAGCAAUCACCCAACACGCAGGGCCCCUUUGCCUCUGAUCCCAGGCAGGAGGUUGCUUCUACAGAUGAAACUGCCUCCAUGGGAAUGCCAUUAACAAUAGCCACCAGCUGUGCAAGCACAUUAGACCCAAAUGACAUCAUACACACUGCCGCCCGGAAGAGCAGAUCACAAGAGAGGGAGGAAAGGAGAAUAGGGAAUAAAAUAUUCAGAAUACAGAAAUUCAGAAGCGAAGCCAGACUUAGGAGCAAGAAAAUGAGAGACCUUGUGGAGAAUAGCGAGAGCGUGACAGACCUGACAGAAGUUUGCUCGCUGCCGAAAAAUAUGGACGCAGUAGGAGGUGCCGAAGAUAAAAACGUCAGCCCAGCUGCACACAGUCCCCAUUUGUGUGAGAGUCAAACAGCUAAUGCCACUGAAAAAUUUGCCUUUGUGUCUAGCACCUGCUCCCCUAACAAAGAGGCACCGUCUGAGAAUGUGGCUGCUAGUGUUUCCGUUAUCCCGGGAGGCUACCUGCAAACGUUGUUAGAUGCCUCCGAUUCUUCAGGUAGCGCCGGCAUCCCGUUUUUCCCCCAGCAGACCCAGCACUCGCUGGACCUCUCUUUAGAAAAGCAGCAGUUCACCUCCAUUCAGCUAGCACAAAGUUGCGUCCUUUCUCCGCCAUCGGAGUCAGAGCUCCAGCAGUCACCCCAGAAUUGUCCGACUCUCACCCAGAUGUGGCACCCCCAGCUUGGUGCCAACCAGCAGUUUGCCCCCGCAGAUAUUGUAGAAUCUGCGAUCCAGCCCAACGGCUUCGCCGGAGAGAUGGCUAUGCCAUUGCCAGAGAGUCUGACCGUGUCAGGCUACAGCCAGCUGAGUCUGGAGAGCAACAGAAUGCUUUAUGAAAAGAAUUACAUGCCCGAGCAGCCGUUGCCUCCUGAUGCAGAGUUUCAGGCAUGUCAGGGGCAGCCACAGUUUCAAAGAGCCACACUGCACACCGACAACGGCCGGCUCAUCAGUUUCGACUCAGUUGGCUCGCUGUCAGCUACUUCUAGCAAUUACAGCUCUCUGAGCCUUAAGUCCUGCGAGAAAGAUGGCGAGGAUGAUGUGAACGAGAACUUUCUGGCCCACUGCAGUCCCAAACUGGUGAUUCAGCAAAGUAUCGAUGCAAUCACACCCCUGAGGGAGUCCACAGACUUGCUGGAUAUCUCCAACUUCACUCCGGAUAAAUUCAGACACACAUCAUUGUCAGAACUCUCUCCCCCAGAGACGCCUAAUUUAUCCCCUCAAGUUAUGGGCCGUGAGAUUAAGAUAGUCGGGAAGACUGCUGACCUCCAGGAUGGGGCCAAGAUGUCAUGCGCCAAAGACGUGGACUGGAACUGCAAGAUGAUCGAGCAGCAAGAUCUGGCUAGAUAUUCGGUGGAUGGCCACGAUUAUCAGAUGCACAUAUUUAACGGCGAAGACAACUUGAGCCUGGGGACGAAAGAGGAAAAUCUAGCCGACUUUGAUGGUGAUAUGAUGAGUGCAAUCAAGGGGUCAAAGGCGAAGAGGAAAAAUGGCAACAAACAAGCUGCAGGGCAGGGUACCAAAAAAAGCAAAGCCCCAAGAGCUCCCAAAACAGAGAAGGGCAAAAUUCCACGUCAGACUUCACGCGCGUCUAAAAAGUUAAAGGCUUUACUGGACGAGAAGGGUAAAGGCCAGACUGAGGGCAUUGCUCAUCCGCCGAAGGACGGCAGCUCUGAGGAUUGGACAGGAAUGGGCUGUUCCGAGAGCAAAAGUCAAGUCCACGAUGACCAGCGAGAGUUUGAAGAGCCAUCCAACAUCUUGUCAAAUAUUGUCUCAGGGAUGGCCGAAGUACAGAGAUUCAUGAUGGCCUCUGUCGAGCCAAUAUGGGGCCCUACAGCAAACAUCUGCCUGCCCUCAGAGGCUAACAGCCUCAAGUUAAAGACUCUCAAAAUCCUAGCAGGAACUUCAUCGGACCCCAAGAAGAAAGGCAAUUCGGCUGCUGGGGGCACAAAAGGCAGAAAAGGUGGAACGAAAGGUGGCAAAAACCAGGCCAAGUUCAAUGCCUCCUUACCGUUUUUCCCUCAGCUGGCUUUGGGCUGCAACAUGUUCGACAAGCCUAACCUUGGCGUUCCUGGUAUAAAUGGUCCCGCGCACAAAAAGAUGUACCGUCACAAAACCAGUGCAAAAUUCCCCCGGAUCGAAAAUCUAAAGGGCACGCGACCUGAGCGAGAGCCAAAUAAGGACAUAUCAUUAAUGGCUUCUUUUGAGAAACUGAGGUAAUAUUUUAUAUCUAGCUGCUGAUGCACGUUCCUCACUUUCCCACUUCCUCCUCAUUUCUUGACAUACCUACACUGACUCAAGACCAGAGAUGCAUGGAAUUACGUUAUUCUUUAGUACCCCCUCCUUGUUUUUGCCCCCCUCCCCCAAGAGGAUAUUGAUAUCUUGCAUGAGAAACUUCUUGUACUCGCAAACUACCUGUUGAUUGAUUGUGCAAGGCUUGAUUGAGAUUUUAAAUGACCAUGGCUGCAUUUUUCUUCUGCAUUCUUGUUUUUGCUAUUUUUUUCUUCGCAGUUGCUGAUUAGUUUUUGUCUGAAGAAAAGGAAAAAAAAAACUUUGAUAAGUGCAAAUUCUCUUUUUGGACCUUUUUUUGUUUAUUUCUCAGUGAAACUUGCUGCCCUUAUGUAAUUAUAUUUCUCUCUUCAAACAUGUAGCUAUUAUAAAAUGUCUUUGUGUGAAACAAUUCCCCAUUUGAUUAUGUAUGCUGAAACAGAUGCCCUCCUCUCUUUUUACCCUUUUACUGCCUGACUUUUUUAAGUGUGAAAUGCUCAGCCCCUUGUCUAGGAUAACAACAUCCUUGGUAGAUCCCUAAACAUUAACAGCACACAAUGGGACCAUUUUGUAUUUGAAGACAUAUCAGAUUAAUGUUGUUCUAAUUUCUUACUGUUGGAAUGUACUUAUGAUUUUCUCUUAUCUACUAUGCUUUUUACAGGAGUUGUACUGGAAAUUGUCUUAGAGGGACAUUUCUAUGCCAUGGAAAUCCCAAAACGCUUCAUUUUUGCUUUCUUUUUUAUACCUUCAUUUUAAUAAUAAUAAUAAUAAUAAUAAUAAUAAUAAUAAUAAUAAUAAUGAUAUUGAAUGAUAAUGAUUAUUGACUGGAAUAAUAUAUUACUACUAACAUUAUUAUUAUUAUUAUUAUUAUUAUUAUUAUUCAGUAACACUGUACAGAAAUGCACUGUUUAAAGCAAAACAUGAAUUCUAUCCGUGUGCCAAAUGUAAACUUUCUGUGCACCUUUAUAAUCUGUAUGAAUACUGGCUGUUUCAUUUACUAUCCUGAUGAAUGCUGGCUGUUCUACUUCAAGACUUAACAAGAUCUGACAUUAGUUUUUUUGGUUAGUAGUUUUGUUUUCUUUGGGGACCCUAUCGUUUGAAGAGCACCUGCAGCUGACAGUGGUACAACCACUCAACCAAAACAACUCAACUCUGAACUUUUUUUUUUUUUUUACUUUUGUUACAAAUUCAAUGUACCUCAGCAUUACUUCUGCUUAGAAUUGAAAAGAGAAGCAAGGAUGGACUCUUCUAAACACAGAAGGAAGAAAAAUGAGAAAGGUAGACACGGAUGAUGUUAAUUGAGGAUGGCAUCUGUCUGGUAUCAGUCAGCAAGCAAUUAUUUCAUGAUCUACUGUAACAGGAACUGUGAACAUAAUGUUUCAUAUUUUGCAUAUUUGUUGAAUGGAUGGUUAAGAAACUGUCUCUUUUGCUUUAGCCCACUUUUACACAUUUCCCUUUGUUUGCCAUAAAUAUUUAACAAUUACAUAUGACAAAAACAAAGGUUUUUUUUUUUUUUUUUUUUUUUUUUUCUGGCCAGUGCUUCUUUCAUGAAACAAGUUUUGCGGUGAACUCUGUUCUGGUGAGCGUGCUGUUUUGUUUCAUUUUUAUUUUAUUCAACCCAGGCUCAUUAAAAAUACCUGCUUGCGGUGACGUUUCUGCAACACUGAUAUUAUGUACAUCAUUGCAUGUUUUGCGGCAGUUACAAAGUAAAAUGUCCAGUGAGUGGUGCUAAAACACGUGUUUAAUACGUGACCGUGGCCACGUUUUUAUUACAUUGGUUCAGAUACAUAUGGCGGCGGUUCAGAAUGUAAAUGUCUGGGGAGUUUCGCUAAAAGGUCAAUGCUCUAUUGUACUGGGAAAUUACAUACUCCCUACACCAAACCCAACCUGACAGUGUUAUAGAUUGCAAAUGUGAUAAAAACACAUUCGCUGAUGCAACCGUGCUAUUUUAACAUACUUACAUGCAGUGUUGGGGUAACGCAUUACAAGUAACGCGAGUUACGUAAUAUUAUUACUUUUUCCAAGUAACUAGUAAAGUAACGCAUUACUUUUUAGUUGACAAGAAAAUAUCUGAGUUACUUUUUUCAAAUAAGUAACGCCAGUUACUUUUCCCCACAUUACUGAUUAAAAGCUCUCCUGAUUUUAGUCCUAGAAUAAAUGUGAACAUGCAUUAAUUAAUCUAAUUUACAAAAAAAAAACAGAUUGAGUAUUUCUCAAAAUUAAUAAAAACAGUGAAAUUCAACUCACAAUAUGAUGCAAACCUGCAGUAAUUAAGUAUGUUAAAUUAUACAAAUAUCCUUUAUGCAUUUAAUCCCAUUUUAUUAACCGAUGCUGACCUUCAGUGAUUCAGUUCUACCAUACUAAUAAGCAAAAAUUACUUCAGAUAAUCUAACAUUUAUUUUCCAUUUGUAACAUUUGUUAUUUAUUGCUGAAGAGUUAACUUUUUUUUUCUUCUGCUGUCUACUGUACAGAUGUGAAUUUACUUUUGUCAAAGCCUGAGGCUUUUGGUGUGAAAAGGCUUUUACAUUUGCCGAAAAUAGAACUUUUUAUAUUAAAAGCAAACAAGCAAGCCCUGCCCAGAUUUAAAAAGUAACACAAAAGUAAGGUAACACAUUACUUUCCCCAACACUGCUUAUAUGCGAGUUUGUGCUGUUUUGUCGCACUGGAGUGCUUCACUUCACAAGUGCAGUGCUGUAUCGGGUGAGCCACCGAGCAAAUUUACUGUGUUAAAAAGCCAAACAUAUGAAGCUGUAUAUGUGACGCUAACAUUCAGCAUUAACGUUUUUUUUAAGGUCAAAACAUCUGAAAAAUUAGGCUUUUUUAAUUGAAACUCCGGCCCUGUAAAUCAUAAUUUGUGUAAAAAGGACUAAAAGUGUCCGUUUUACUGCCUCUAGUGUUCAUUUCAACUGGAAACUGCAGCGAUUUGUACACCCAGGUAUGUUUUGCAGUAAUGUAGGUAGAGGUGUGUAUUUCCAAUGAGCCUGGGUAGGUGUUAUAAGUGGCACAUUAGCGCCCCCCUAGGUUACUGUCACAAAUUUCAUGUCAAUCCGUCGUAGCUUGAAAACCUUUGAAACCAAAUUUGUCCUUUCAAAAGCACUGAAUCCAUUGGCAUGUAUCACGAGUCGAUGAAUAGGUGACACCUUUGAUUUAAAAGAGUCGCUCUAGGAGGAUAUCUCAGGUAAAGUAAUGCCUUACCUAUAGCUUUUACCUUAGAAAGAUUUCACUCCGUCCCCUUCUGCCUCCGGCCGGCCAUGUUUAGCAGCAGGAUGAUGCCGACGAGGAAACUGCACAUGGGCCGCUCGCCCGUCUAGCCUGCCUUCUCUCAUUUCUGCCUGUUGUCAAUUGAAUGUACUUCAAGUUUUGUACAAGGUGCCACUGUUAAGCUGCCUCCUCCUACUGGUGCUAAGAGGGUAAUUGUAUUCGCCCAGAAAUGAUGACACAUGGAUUAUAAGAAUCGAAACCCUACUCCUCUCUUUAUGAAUGUACAAUAUAUGGUUCCGUUCGAUGUAUUCACAACACGAUUCUUUGUCAUUAAUUGGAAUUGCUUUUGCCUUUUUGUUGGAGAAAUUAUUGAGCUUUAUAAAUAUUGUCUAGAGUUGAUACCAGAGGGAUUCUUAAUUAACUCUCGACAUCACAAAAAUAUUGUAUAUUUUUCUCUGUGCCAAUUUGUAAGAUAUUUUGUAAGUGUAUAUUUUUCUUAGAAAGUGCUGUGAAGUAUUAGUAUGUGUGUGUGUGAGUAACCUUUUUUGUGCCUCUGUAGGCAGUGAAAAGGAUGUAUAAUGACAAGCUUUUGGUUUUAAAAACCAAAAUAUUAAGAAACAAAACAUGAAAAGAAAAAAAAAACACUACAUUUUGUUGCAAGUUUUGUAAGAGGAAACUUAUCUUGUUGUGAGAGUGUUGUGUUAUCGUGGAAAACACAUAUAGGCAAAAAAGUACAGACAAAAAUUGUGAACUAUUCGCUGUUUUAUAGAUUUUCAUGUAAAUUAUUCUUGUAUUAUUUUAUGUUGUAUCUGUUGCAAAGGUUUUAAAUAUUUGUGAUCAAGCCUGUAUGGUGAAAUGUAAUAUUGGUAACUUGCUGAGUUUUGUAAUAAUGUUUAUGGAGUACAUAUACAAAUUAAAAGGAGAUUUUGA